This is a messenger RNA of Candida tropicalis MYA-3404, 999 nucleotides long. RefSeq lists its product as uncharacterized. Bases 1 to 999 code for a protein of 332 amino acids. The record is from RefSeq and is a predicted model, not a curated record. The transcript has a single exon. Lineage: Eukaryota; Fungi; Ascomycota; Pichiomycetes; Serinales; Debaryomycetaceae.
AUGGAUAUUCCUACAGAUCUACCACCACCAGCAUACACAGAAAAAUUAUUUGAUAAAAGCAGUCCUAAAAUAAGGGCACUCAUUUCUCCAAGCCAAUAUGUUCAACCACAGUAUGUUGUUAGUCACGGAAUUCCAGGAUGGACAGUAGUUAUGAAAAAAAGAAGAGCACAUGAUGGUUUCCGUGUAUUUAUUUCUGAAGAUGCAUUUGAUAAAUUCAACAAGUUCAAAAGUAAUUCCAGUGAUGAAGUAACAUACAUUCAACAACAAGGUUUUGCUAUUCCUUUAUUUAAAGUUAUUGCUCCACUUGAUAAAGAUACAGAUCCCGUUUUAACUUUUAAGAAAUUUACUCCCACAGAUAACCAUCCUUUUGAUACAGAUAAAGACUUCUAUGAUUAUUGUACUGUUAGUCAAAUUAGAUAUUCUGCUUAUACUACUCAUAUUUUGAAGUUCAAACCUGAUCCAAAUGAUGCUCGUACCAAAUUUCGGGUUUAUGUAUUUUCUCAUACAAUUUUGCCCAUAAGUGAUUAUAUUUACAAAGGAGUGAAACAUAGAUGGGUUGAAGAAACAUUACUGGAAUCAUUUAACCAACAGCAGGGGUUAAGAUAUGGGUUUAGGCACACUGUAUUACAACCACACCAAGUUUCACUUACUGAUAAUUGGGAUGGUAAAAGUAAUAUUUUGGAUAGUGUAAAAAGAAACCCAUACAUACAAGGUCAUUUGAGUAGAAGAUUUUCACUAUCUAGUAGAUAUCCCAUAUCGGAAUACUAUGGAUGGACUACAUCAGAGGUAUUAUGUGGUACACUAGAAAGAUACUAUCCUAGUUUUUCUGGGGUCAGAAUUGUUGAUUCUCGAGGUUUAGAUAAAAGCAUUGAAUAUGAAAGUAUUUUGUCUUUACAAGAAGAUGAUUUGGUAAUAAUUUGUAUUGCAUCAGUAUUGAAAUGGGACAAAGAUUUUCGUGCAAUUAUUAAAAGUCUUAAGUAUGGUGAAAUAAAAAGAUAA